GUGCCAAAUAGCUUGAUUAAUGGUUCCUGGUUGAAUUUCUAUCAACUGGAGUUGACGCUCUAGGCUGGUCACCCAUUUCGACUGCCGAAGCCGACAUACCAGCAUCAGUCCUAAUUGUCUUCCUCUGCUUUACAAUACAUUGGUUUGUACCAGAAUUCAUUUAGGGCUUGCAAGAUCCUCGAUAACUUUACUUUCGCACCUAGAAUGCUGCAGCAAAGUUCCGGGCGGCAAGGCUGCAAGAGCAGGGCCGUCGGGCAGCGAAAUGGGCAAACCUGCAUAAAAGCAUUCCAACGAUGCAGUUAUAGGGGACCUGUGAAGGUCUCCGCCAGCGCUGCCCCCGGCGGUGACAACGGCGGCAGCAGCGGCGGCGGCCCCAGCCUGCUGCAGCGGCUGGGUCGGGUUAUCAAGGAGAAGGCGGCGGGCGACUUUGACCGCUUCUUUAAGGGCACAAGCAAGACGCGCGAGCGACUGGGGCUUGUUGACGAGCUGCUCGCGUUCUGGAGCCUGGAGGACUACGAGGCCAGUCUGGAGGAGCUGGAGGAGGUGCUGCUGAGUGCCGACUUCGGCCCCCGCACUGCGCUCAAGAUCGUGGACCGCAUCCGUGAGGGCGUCAAGGCGGGGCGCGUGAAGAGCGCCGACGACAUCCGGGGGGAGCUCAAGGCCAGUAUCGUGCAGCUGCUCACAAGUCGCGGCGGCAACAGCCAGGGGAGCUCCUCCGAGCAGCAGCAGCUGCUGCGCCUGUCCGGCCGGCCUGCAUGCGUGCUGGUGGUGGGGGUGAACGGGGCGGGCAAGACCACCACGGUGGGGAAGCUGGCCUACAAGUACGGCAAGGAGGGAGCCAAGGUGUUCCUCAUCCCCGGUGACACCUUCCGUGCAGCCGCCGCGGAGCAGCUGGCGGAGUGGGGUCGGCGGGCGGGGGCGAGCAUGGGGGCGUUCAGGGAGGGCGCACGGCCGCAGGCGGUCAUUGCGGAGAACCUAGACAAGCUCCGGCAGCAAGCCCGCGCCUCCCCCUCCCCCUCCUCCCCCCCUGCUGACUCGCUUCCCGACCUGGUUCUGAUCGACACGGCGGGCCGGCUGCACACCGCGUACAAGCUAAUGGAGGAGCUGGCGCUGUGCAAGAGCGCGGUGGCGAAUGCGUUCCAGGGACAGCCCGACGAGACGCUGCUGGUCCUCGAUGGCACCACGGGUCUCAACAUGCUCCCCCAGGCGCGCGAGUUCAACGAGGCGGUGCGACUGAGCGGACUCAUCCUCACCAAGCUGGAUGGCACGGCACGGGGAGGUGCUGUUGUGAGUGUGGUGGACCAGUUGGGGUUGCCGGUGCGGUUCAUCGGAGUGGGUGAGGCGGCGGAGGACCUGCAGCCUUUCGACCCGGAGGCCUUUGCGGAGGCGUUGUUUCCGCGGGAGGGGGCGACAGCAGCAGCGGCCAAGAGUCGAGCCAGGUAGUGCCAGGAGGUACCGAGAUGGUGGAGGAGGUGGAGCAGAGUGAGG
Messenger RNA from Astrephomene gubernaculifera, 1488 nucleotides. Lineage: Eukaryota; Viridiplantae; Chlorophyta; Chlorophyceae; Chlamydomonadales; Astrephomenaceae. The record is from the annotation of a GenBank genome assembly.